Molecule: messenger RNA, 1006 nt
Organism: Papaver somniferum (opium poppy)
Lineage: Eukaryota; Viridiplantae; Streptophyta; Magnoliopsida; Ranunculales; Papaveraceae
Product: probable serine/threonine-protein kinase PBL16
Exons: 4
Coding region: 1-786 (261 amino acids)
Biological process (GO): protein phosphorylation
Molecular function (GO): protein kinase activity; ATP binding
Source: RefSeq, a predicted model, not a curated record
AUGUUUAUGCAGGCUGAAGUUAUAUACUUAGGGCAACUUUCACAUCCAAAUUUGGUGAAACUAGUUGGAUAUUGCUGCGAAGAUGAACACCGAGUAUUGAUUUAUGAGUAUAUGCCGCGGGGUAGUGUCGAGAACAAUCUCUUCUCAAGAGUUUUACUUCCUCUUCCAUGGUCUGUCAGAAUGAAGAUUGCAUUAGGUGCUGCAAAAAGACUUGCAUUUCUCCAUGACGCGGAGCAGCCAGUCAUCUAUCGAGAUUUUAAGACAUCCAAUAUUUUGCUUGACAUGGACUACAACCCAAAGCUUUCUGAUUUCGGCCUAGCCAAAGAUGGACCUGUGGGCGAUAAAUCUCACGUGUCUACUCGCAUCAUGGGAACUUAUGGCUAUGCAGCUCCUGAAUACAUAAUGACAGGGCAUUUAACACCUAGGAGUGAUGUUUAUAGCUACGGCGUCGUUCUUCUCGAGCUACUAACUGGAAGAAAGUCCUUGGACAAAUCCCGUCCAGCCCGAGAACAGAACUUAACAGACUGGGCACUUCCUUUACUUAGCGAGAAGAAAAAACUUGUUAACAUUAUAGACCCAAGAUUAGGAGGCGAUUACCCGAUCAAAGGAAUUCACAAAGCAGCUAUGCUUGCUUAUCAUUGCUUAAACCGUAACCCAAAAGCUAGACCAUUGAUGAGAGAUAUUGUAGAUUCUUUAGAGCCUCUACAGGUUUCAACGACAGAGUUGUCAAAUACUGUUCUUACUUACAGUGAUGAAGCCUCACUAGUUGCAUCUCGAAAGAAAUGAGGAUUCUUGUUGGAAGUAUUGUGAGUUUAUUGUGUUUUCUUCGGAGUUCCUGCACGAGGAAAAUGUGUAAUUUGAUUUGUUUCAUUCUAAUUUUCUAAAGAUGUUGUUGUUGUUGUUGUUGCUGUUGCUGCUGCUGCUGCUAAGCUCCAAACAUAGAUAUAACAAAAACUGAUUGUAAUACUUGUAGGGGUUUGUGGGAUUAAGUAUUGGUUUAACACUU